AUGGAGCAGCAUUAUCGUGUUGUGAUUGUUGGAGCUGGUCUUGCUGGUCUUUCAUGCGCGAAAUAUUUGAUUGAAAAUGGUAUUAAUGAUUUUGUUAUCAUUGAAGCACAUGAUCAAAUUGGUGGUCGUUGUCGAACUAUUAAACUUUUUGAACAUCCAAUUGAAUUGGGUAGUGAAUCAUUACAUGGUGAUAUAUUAAAUAAUCCAUUGUAUCAAUUAGCUGAAGAACAUCAUCUUAUUGACAUUGAUGACAAAGGAUCUGAUCGAGAUGAUUGUUAUCAUGAUGAAGAUGCUGAAUCCAUUGAUGAAGAUGUUAUUGAUGAAGUACGAAAAGUUUAUGAUGAAAUAUUAGAAAAAAAAGUUCCAACAUAUCCAUAUGAAAAUUAUCCUGAUUUAUCAUUAGGUGAAUUUAUUUCAGCCGAAUUAGAACAAUAUAUUAAAAUGAAAAAAUUAACAUUAGAUAAAGAUGAAAUAGAUGAACAACAAAAAGUUAUUAAUUGGCUUAGUAAACAACAUCCAUAUUUAAAUGCAAUUGGUUGUAAUAAACUAACAGAUGUAUCUGUACAAGGAUGGAAUUCUCUUGAACGUUUACCCUCAAAUAAUCAAUAUAAUACUGAAACAGCUUAUAUUCAUGGAGGUUUUUUAAAUUUUUUACAAAGAAUAUUUACUGAUAAAAUAAAUGAAAAUAAAAUUGAAUUAAAUACUAUUGUUAAACGUAUUUCUAUUCAUGAAGAAGAACAAUAUGUUGAUGUUGAAAUUAUUAAAAAUAAUCAACAAUUAAUAAUUUAUCAAGCUAAACAUGUCGUUUGUACACAAUCUGUUGGUUGUCUUAAACAUUCAAUGCAUCAAAUGUUUAUUCCACCAUUACCACAUGCUAAACGAAUGUGUAUACAAAAAUUAGGUUUUGGUACAAUUGAUAAAAUUUAUCUUGUUUUUCCACAACCAUUUUGGGAUGUUGAUUUUGAAACAUUUAAUUUUUUAUGGGAUACAAAUCAAUUAGAUACAGAAUGGAAAUUAAAAUGUUUCACUAAUACAUCUUUUAAUAGUCAAUGGUGUAAAAAUAUAAAUGGUUUUUAUGUUCAUCAUCGAUUAUCAAAUGUUCUUGUAACACAAAUAAGUGGUGAAGCAGCAAAAUAUAUUGAAACAAUAUCAGAUGAAUUACUUGCAAUGGCAUUUCAAGAACUUCUUUGUCUUUUUUAUCCUGAUAAUCAAAGUCCAUUACCUGAACAAAUAAUUAGAUCUCGAUGGUUUCAUCAACCAUUUAUACAUGGUACACAUACAUUUAUUAAAAUUGGUUCAAGUAUACAUGAUAUUAAACAAUUAGCUGUACCAUGGCCAAAUAAACCAGCUAAACCACUUAUUCUUUUUGCUGGUGAAGGUACACAUGAAAGAUUUUAUGGAACAACACAUGGAGCUUAUAUGACUGGUAUACGUGAAGCAAAACGAAUUGUUGAAUUAUAUUAA
This is a messenger RNA of Rotaria sordida, 1464 nucleotides long. The record is from the annotation of a GenBank genome assembly. NCBI's taxonomy places the organism in Eukaryota, Metazoa, Rotifera, Eurotatoria, Philodinida, Philodinidae.